This is a messenger RNA of Carya illinoinensis, 1242 nucleotides long. RefSeq lists its product as uncharacterized. Gene Ontology annotation, molecular function: RNA-DNA hybrid ribonuclease activity; nucleic acid binding. NCBI's taxonomy places the organism in Eukaryota, Viridiplantae, Streptophyta, Magnoliopsida, Fagales, Juglandaceae. The transcript is spliced from 3 exons. The record is from RefSeq and is a predicted model, not a curated record. The coding region runs from base 1 to 1242 and encodes 413 amino acids.
AUGGCUGCUAUGGUUUUAAAAGAUAAGUACUUCAGGCACUUCACGAUUUUGGAUUCAAAUUUGGGGCACAGACCUUCUGUUAUGUGGAGGAGUCUAUGGGGGUCAUUGGAGUUAUUAAAAGAAGGGUUGGUGUGGAGAGUUGGGAAUGGAAGGCAGAUUAAUAUAUGGGGGGAUAAAUGGAUACCAAAAUUAUCCACUAUGCGGGUUCAAACUCCUAGAACUCUUCUUGAAGCAGAUGCAAAAGUAUCAGAAUUUAUUAAAGAGGGUUCAAAGACAUGGAAGGAAGAGAUGAUAAAGGGUAUUUUGAAUGAAGAAGAGGUUGCAUUAGUUUGUAGUUUACCCAUGAGUACAUCAGGGUUACCAGACAAACUGAUUGGGCUCACUCACAGGAUGGACAAUUUAAUAAAGAUUGUAAAGGAUUACUACUGCCCAGUCUGUAAAAUUCAUAAGGAGACGGCAGAAAAUGCUAGUCCUGUACAGAAAUGGGUUUCAAAUGAAAGGGAGAUGCAAGAGUUGUGGGCAGAUUGGUGUGAAAAGCUGAGUAUAAAUGAUCUGGAGUUGAUGGUAAUGGUUCUUAAAAGAAUUUGGUUGAGGCGAAACAAUUUUGUUUUUGAAAACAAAUUUGAAAAGCCUGAUGUGCUAUUCAAGUUAGCCGCUGACAGUUUGUUUCAGUUUAAACAAGUUCAACAGCAGAGUCAUAAGAAUCAAGAUGCAGGUAUAAGAAGGAGGAGAUCUUGUAGAUGGAAGGCUCCUGCAAAAGACCAAGUUAAAGUAAAUUGGGAUGCUGCACUGAAGAUUAAGGAAGGUAGGAUGGGGAUUGGUGUGGUGAUAAGGGAUGAGAAUGGGGAUGUGAUGGUUUCUUUAUGCUCACAGAAAAGGAAUGUGCGAGAUCCUUUAGUGGCAGAACUACAGGCCUUAAGACAAGCUAUGAAACUAUGUGCAGACUUGAAUAUAACAGAAGUGAUAUUCGAAGGAGAUGCUUUGAAAGUGGUAAGAGCAGUAAACAAUCUUGAGUCAAGCUGGGAAUGGCAUGGUCAGGUGGUUGAAGAUAUCAAGAAGGUGCUGAGAAAUAGGACUAGUUGGAAGGUUAUACAUGCAUAUAGAGAGAGCAAUUGUGUAGCUCAUUUUCUUGCAAAAUUUUCUUUUACUGUAAAUGAGGAUAGAAUAUGGAUAGAAGAGGGUCCGGAAGGUAUGCAAGUUUAUGUACUGAAGGAUAAAAAUGUUGUUACUGAAGUUGAAUGA